GUGCUAUUACUACUUGGUAGAUUCAUGAGUUUAUAUUUUGAUUAUGAAACUUAACCAAACGAGUUUUACUAACAGUAAAACAGAAAAAAUGCUUGGCAUUAAUAAUAUUAAAUGUUUAAUAAACACUACAGUGUCUUCAGGACUUAUUUCAGGAUUGAUUACGAGGAUGUUUAUUCAUAGAGUUAAGAUUUAAAAAAUCUUGAGCGGAAACUAGGAACAGUGAACGAAACCUCAGAUCUUUUCUUCAAGAAAAAGACUGCAUUGGAAUAAUGACUUUUGUUCUUCAAGUUUAACACUGUGUUGUUUGAAACUGAAAUUUGGUAGUUUGAAUCUUUACAAUACAAUGGUUACGACGAGGGUUAGCAAGUAUGACUCACGAGUGCAAAAGAGAACUUCAAAACAUUGUUUCUACUUCAGCUGCUAACAGUAGAAUAAACACAGGAAAUAGGUGUAAAAAAGAGAGAAGAAACUGUCAGGAGAUUUACUUUGGAACUUCCUUUUACGUUGUUUCUUGUAGUUUCUGAGCCAUCUGCUAGCAAUAAAAUAACUACAGAAAAUAAGUGUGAAAAGCCUAACUAGAAGCUUCAGAUGGGAAUGUAAAUGGUGAAAGACAGGUGUAAUCAUAGAAGUAUUAAAGAUGAAAGUUGAACCCCUUUCUGAUGAUGAGCAGGAUGCUUUACUGGAUAUCAAAUUGGUGAAAAAUGAGGGAGAAACUUUUAUAUCAUCUAGUAAAUACAUUUGUCAGGGUAAAAACUGAUGAACCUGAUCAUUCACAAGAUAUGGUUCUUGCUGAGUACAGUGACAGUGAUGAAGAUGAUAUAUUGAAUUUACAGAAAGAUAGUGAAUUUCAGGAAGAGUUGCAACAAAAUGGGAAUGGGUUAGAAAGAACACCUGAUACGAAGACAAAGGAGAACAACUUUUGUGAAAAUCAGUUUCCUCGUAAUGUCUUAGAACAAGAAGAUCCAUCUACAAAAACAAAGCCAAGCAAAUCUCAGAAACAGGACAAUAGUAAGGGGGGGAAAACUUUUAAAAAAGGAAAUAAUAUAAAAGAAUAUAAUAUACCCUAUAUAGAUGUUGAUCAACUUUACAGUUGUGUAAUAUGUGGUGAGGGUUUUGUAACAAAUUAUGAGCUAAUAAUGCAUCAGAGUGUACACCCUGAGGAGAAAGCACACAAUUGUACUGUGUGUGGGAAAAACUUCAAAAAAAAGAGUGAACUAAAUAUGCAUCAGAGGAUACACUCUGGAGAAAAACCAUACAGUUGUACAGUGUGUGGUAAGCAAUUUAAAAGAAACAGUCAUCUGAAAGAACAUCAUAGGAUACAUGGUGGGGAAAAAAAACACACUUGUAUUGUAUGUAGUAAAAAAUUUGUCAGCAAAAGCAGCCUAAAAUGUCAUGAAAAGAUACACACUAUGGAGAAACCACACAGUUGUGUUGUAUGUGGAAAGAAAUUUAUUAGUAGAAGUUACCUAAAGAGUCAUGAGAAGAUACAUGCUUGGGAGAAGCCAUUCAGUUGUGUUGUAUGUGGAAAACAUUUUGUCAGUAAUAGAUACCUAAAGAGGCAUGAGAAAAUACACUGUGAGCAGAGACCAUACAGUUGUGUUGUAUGUGGAAAACAGUUUGGAACAAAAAGUAAUCUUGAAAUACAUGAGAGGGUACACACUGGAGAGAAACCAUACAGUUGUAAUGUAUGUGGUAAAAAAUUUUUAUGUGAUAGAUACCUAAAGAGUCAUGAAAAGAUACACACUGGGGAAAAACCAUACAGUUGUGUUGUAUGUGGAAAACAAUUUGUCAGUAAUAGUUACAGAAAGGUUCAUGAGAAGAUGCACACUGGGGAGAAACCACAUAGUUGUGUUGUAUGUGGAAAACAAUUUGGAACAAAAUGUAAACUUAAGAUACAUGAAAGGAUACACACUGGGGAGAAACCAUACAGCUGUGUUGUAUGUGGUAAAAAGUUUUUAUUUAAUAAAUACCUAAAGAGUCAUGAGAAGAUGCACACUGGGGAGAAACCAUACAAUUGUGUUGUGUGUGGAAAACAGUUUGUCAGUAAUAGUUACAUAAAGAUUCACGAGAAGAUACACACUGGAGAUAGACCAUACAGUUGUGUAAUAUGUGGAAAACAGUUUGGAACAAAAAGCAAAUUUGAAAUACAUGAAAGAGUACAUACUGGGGAGAAACCAUACAGUUGUAAUGUAUGUGGCAAAAAUUUUAUAUGUAGUAGAUACCUAAAGACUCAUGAGAAGAGAAGGUGUACACUGGAGAGAAACCAUACUGUUGUGUAGUACAUAGAAAACAGUUUGGAGGAAAGAGUAACCUAAAAAUAUACCAGAGAAUACACAGUGUGGGUAAAAUAUCAUAAAGCUGUGGUAUCUGUGGAAAAUAAAUCUUGAUCUGUGAACACACUGGGAAGAAUGUUUAAAAAUGUGCACUGUGUGACAAAGAUCCUUUACUAAGUAUUUUCCAAAUUAGCAUCAGAGGAUACAGUAUCAGUAACCUCUGAUGGAAGCAACCUACCAACAUAGAUUAAUAUUCUCAACAGUAUAUCCAGUAUUCUGUUGUAAGGAAAAACUACAGCUCUGUAGUGUAUGGUAGAAACAUUAUUAGUAAUAGUUACCUUCAGCCAAAUACGAGUACAUGUUACUUUACUGUUAUUUUAUAUUAUCCUAACUGCUUGUUUUAAUUGUCCAGCUACUGCAAUAUAUUAAUAUUAACAUUAACAGCACAAAAGUUUCUCAUUAACUUUUGUUUUGUAGCCUGUUCAGUUGAAUGAGCACCUACUGUUGUGUCAGUGAACUUCAAGAUUAAAAGUGUAUUAGAUUCCUAGUGACUUAUGGUUAACUUUUUACUAUGUUUCACUGUGUAGUUUACACACUGGGAAAAUCAUCUUGUGACUGUGACAUUUUCAUGCCAGUUAGUUAUGAAGUAACUUUAACUUGAAUACCACAAAUUAACUUCAACAUUGUUUACUCUGUUUAACUAUGACAUAUAACUUUAAUCAGAAAUUAUGUUUCAAGUUAUAAUGUAGUAAUAGCAAUCACAUGAACUAGUUAUAUCUUGACAUAAUAACCAUUCAGUUGUGUAACUGGUCCUAUUACAGAACUCCAGGCUUUGGCAUAUUGUUCAGCAUCACCUUUUAUUGUCAUUAAUGCCUGAAUGUUCCUUCACUGAAUUAAAGAAUACUAUCAAUGUUUGUUUAUCAUCUCUUUGCUAUAAGGAUCUUCUCUUCUAUGAUUGUCAACCACCAUGGUUUUUUAACUGAAAAUCAUAUUGAUUUGACCCAUGUAUUGAGUCUAAACUUACUGUUUGAGUUUUGACAAACUUUAUCCUUCUUACACUGUAUAUUUAUCAUAAUGGCAAGAAUAAAAUCAUCCUACAAGUUA
Molecule: messenger RNA, 3377 nt
Organism: Limulus polyphemus (Atlantic horseshoe crab)
Lineage: Eukaryota; Metazoa; Arthropoda; Merostomata; Xiphosura; Limulidae
Product: gastrula zinc finger protein XlCGF26.1-like
Exons: 7
Coding region: 702-2279 (525 amino acids)
Biological process (GO): negative regulation of transcription by RNA polymerase II
Molecular function (GO): DNA-binding transcription repressor activity, RNA polymerase II-specific
Source: RefSeq, a predicted model, not a curated record